Pelobates cultripes (western spadefoot toad) is the source of this 12805-nucleotide messenger RNA. NCBI's taxonomy places the organism in Eukaryota, Metazoa, Chordata, Amphibia, Anura, Pelobatidae. The record is from the annotation of a GenBank genome assembly.
AUGAGUCAUGACUUCUCAAAGACUCGUAACCCUUUGUGGUCAGUUUUUAUACACACUAGUGGUGUGUGCCCCAGUCCCCUCUCCCUAGUUGCUGUUCUGAAGCGGUUAAUUCCACUGCCACUCCCCUUGAUUCAGAGUUACCGUGACAGUGCCCAUUCCCUGCUGCUGGCUCAGUGUCUCCUGGUAGCAGUGAUGGGUGCUAGGUCUGUGCUGGUGCUGAGCUUGCUCUGUGUGUGGGGUGCUGUGAGGGCUGAGGAGGGUGCUGCUGAUGAGUACAAGGCUCCUGACUUCUGUGGAACCUAUGAAUGUCCCAAGUAUCAAGUGGCAAAGAAAUAUGAAGUAAGAGGAUGGGGGAGAAGGAAUCGUGUGCUUUGGUCUGGAGACUGGCAAUAGAAUGUUGUUAUUAUUAUUAUUGUUAUUAUUUAUAAAGCGCCAACAAAUUCCAAAGUGUUGUACAGUUACUGCUUGUCAUACAAUUGCAAGAAUAAUAAAAAUUAACUUUAUAGAUAGCAUGAUAAAAUAUAUUGAGGCACCAACCUUUCGGUUGUUAUUUGUUUAAUAGUAUUUUCAUUUACUCUAUUUAAUAGCACUUAAUUGAAAACAUACAGGACUAAGGGUAAACCAACAUCUACUACUAGCAUUUUACUAAAUAUUACAUUUAAUAUAUCCAGAAAAUACUCAGAAUUCUGUUUUAUUAUAUUUGUGUAUAUUUACUUUUUUAAAGAUAUUUUAUUGAAAGCAAAUUGCGAUAUGAAACAGUCUUUCAGACAAUGCUUGCACGUUCUUCCAGCAGUGCUAAGUUAGUGUCUGUUAGCAUCUUUGGUAAUAUAUUAUAGGAGACUCAUAUAGGACAUAUAUAAUCACCAAAGUGUUAACUGUCUGGAAUUCAAAGUGAAUUCCAAAUGAAUUCGAAUUAUAGGCUGUCACGGACAAACUGAACAUAGCAGAUUUGUUUUUUGUUUUUUUCUGUUUAGCUAUUUUUUCGGCCUAAUAAUCGAAAUUCACUGAAUUUUCAAAAUGAUAAUCUUAUAUAUAAAUAACCGUUUCUGUCUCGUUAUUUUCCAAUAUCAUACACUGAUAGAGUAUAGUUGAUGUUAGUAGUUUUGCAUUGCAAAAUUCAAGGUGGCGUAUUGCACAGUAUAAAACAUGUUUUUUAAGGUACGAUGAUGUUUUGGGUACCAGCACAUUUAUGCAUUUUGUACUUUUGGCCUCAAUAGUUAGGUGUACAGUUUGAUGAUUCAAUAAUUUUUAGGUGUUGGGCUUUUGUUUAGUUUUUUUAUGUUUUACAGCUCAAAGGAACAUUCUGGGCACCAUAACAACAUUACAUUUUUAUGGUGCCUAUCUUACCUUAAAGCUUCAAUGAGGAAGCCUAGGUCUGGGCGCCAGUGAUUUCACUAGAUAUUCAUUGAGAAAAUGCAUGAGAACAGUACAUACCCAUGGUCCUUAAAUUUCUAUUUUAAUCUAUUUUUCAGACUUUUGAACUAAGAACUUAUGAAAGCACCCUAUGGGUAACUACACCACUAGAGUUGGACUACUUUGGCUUUGGAAUAUAUAGAAGCUUCAAGCGCUUGUUCGAUUACAUCAAUGGACAGAACUCACAAGGUGCAACGUCUUUGUCAUUGUUUUUUGAAAUUGUAACUUCUGUCUCUUUGCUUUGAGAAAAGAUGCGUUAGUCAGAAUAAUAGGUGAUAGAAUAAGCAAGAACCAGCAUACUUUGCAGAAACCUCUGUACACUAGACGCAGGAAACAAAUGAAAAAAGAAAGUUGGGAGAUCAAUGUAAACAAGUAAAAAUAAAAGGAAACUAAAAUACUAAACACGGAGAAUAUGCAUGAUGUUGCAAUGUUCUUACAGCUAUAUAGAAAGAGAAAGGGAACUGAGACUUGCAGCAACAAACCAAUGGACCUGGCCUGUAGGGUUCUACUGCCGGUGCGAGCGUCACCAGGUGCUGCAUGCUCUGGGGGCCAGUGGGACGGCCUAUACACUUAGAGCAGUCCAGUCGGUAUUGGUGGACAGGGGCUCGGUCGUGUGCCGCAGGACUGUAACAGAGCAAUUGGGCCCCUGUAAUACAGCCAGUGCUAGGAGGAAGUGAGAGCCCUUUCACUUCCUCCCAGCUAACAAACCGAGCCGUGUAGAAGCCAAAGAGGAGAAGGAACAGGCUGCAGGGAGGGAGAAGCUAGGAGAGAGCUGCUCCAGACCCCACACUGUAUCUGAUUGUGUGUAUGUGAUAGAAUGUAUCGGAGUUUGUGUGUGUGUCAAUGUGAAAGUAGUGUAUGUGUAUAUGAGCUACACUUGGUGCCUCCGAAAUGUUAGUUUAGUCCUCCUUUAUUGGAUUAGCUACCCAGUUGCUAAUCUCUUUUUUUUACAGUGAGCAGCCAUUGGGUUCUUGCUGUUUAGUAGACAUGCCCCUACUCGCUGCAGCUAGGAGAAGCAGGUAGCUUUAACCUCCCUUAUACUAAUAUGGGUGUCAUGUUGACUCCUAUAGGGUGAGGUGGGUAUGGGGGCAGGGCUGCCACCAGAAAUUAUGGGGCCCCUGACGCAGCUCAUGGUCUGGGCCCCGGGGGCCCACCCACAUGGCCCACCCCCAACUCAGCCCACAUGACCCACCCCCAAAUCCACCCACAGGGCCCAUCUUGAGUCCACCCACAAGGAUGAAGUGUGUGUGUACUGAAUUUGGUUGUGUAUAUAGUGGCUGUAGAAUAUGUGCAGUGGAUGCAAAGUGUGUGAGUAAAGUGGAUACAGUGUUUAUAGUGGAUUCAGAUUGUAUGUUUGUGUAGUGGAUAGAGAGUGUGUGUAUUGUGGAUGAUUUGUGUGUAUAGUGAAUGCAGAGUGUGUGUUUGUGUAGUGAAUGCUUUGUGUGUAUGUGUAGUGGAUACUGUGUGUGUGGUUGUGUAGUGGAUGCAGUUUGUCUGUUUGAUAAUGGAUGUGUGACAAAUGCUGCUGGGGGGGUAUUUUUUUGCUGUUGAAUUUUUAUAUAUAUAUAUAUAUUUUUUUAAAUGUAUUCCCCCCUUCCCUGCACCUCACCAGGGAGGGGGGACACCGGAUUCCCUGGUGGUCUGGUGGCUGAGCUUGUUGGGCCAGCACAGAGGGGCCCAGCAGACUCCAUCGUCCCCCUCCUGCAGCCAGUGCUCUAUUUGUGUAGCGAGCACAGCAUGCAUUGCGUGCCUCAGAGCGUUGUCACGGCAACCCGCGUCAACGCUUUAAAGCCGUGGCUCGCAAGAGUCCUGGAGGGGAAGGUCAGUGUGUCCUGGGCCCAACUUGGAAGCCAGCAGGGCCCACAGAGACAUAUAUAUAGCGGUGGGAUAAAGAUCAUGAAAAAGGUUCAGCGCUGAUAAGAAACAGGGAGUAUAAUAACAAGGCAGCACACCUUAAAAAGGGAAUCCCCUCUGAAAAAAAAGGAAAGAAUAAGGGUGCGCCUAAAACAAGUGGAAAUAACAAAAUAAUAAUAUGAGAAGAGCAGCAAUAACAAAAAGUCCGAAAAAGUGUCCAAAUAUAAUAUAAAAAUGGGAUAACCACGGUACCUAAUAGUCCAAAUAUAAAAUGUCUACCUUAAGAAAUUCGGACACACCCUCGUACCACAUCUCACCAGAGCCCUGAACAGCCUGAGAGACGGCACAGCCUUCCACAAAGAAACCCUGACCGCAACAAUAGCGGUAAUCCCGAAGCCGGGCAAGAAUACCGAACAGGUCGGAAACUACCGCCCAAUCUCACUCCUCAACGCUGAUGUCAAGCUAUUCUCGAAGGUCCUGACUACAAGACUACAAAGACAUAUGACUAGACUAAUACACCCUGACCAGACGGGCUUCAUACCUGGCCGGGAGGCCAGGGAUAAUACCAUAAGGCUCUUCGCCAUACAACAUCUAUCAAAGAAAAUGGGAACGAAGUUACUACUACUGUCGACGGAUGCUGAAAAAGCCUUCGACAGAGUAGAUUGGCACUUCAUGACGGAAACACUACGUGCGACGGGUCUUGGAAACGACAUGCUCACAUGGAUCACGGCACUAUACAACCAACCAACUGCCAGGAUUCGAGUAAAUGGGGCACUCACGGAUGACUUCCACAUCAAGAAUGGCACGAGGCAGGGUUGUCCGCUAUCACCCCUACUAUUCGCCCUCACGCUAGAACCGCUUCUAGACAGCAUUAGGAAAAAUGAGGGAAUACUGGGCUUCAGACACGGAACACAUGAACACAAAGUGGCCGCAUACGCCGAUGACAUGCUAUUUUUCCUCGAGAACCCGCUUACCUCCGCUGCCCAGCUAAUGUCGGAAUUCGAAAAAUACGGACGUUUAUCCGGACUCAAAUUGAACCUGACGAAAUGCGAAAUCUUAAACGUCACCGUCCCGGAAGAAGAAUGCGCUCAGUUUAAACAGCAAUACCCUUUCCACUGGUGCCCAAGCCGAAUGAAAUAUCUAGGGCUAUGGGUAAGACGCGAGGCUAAAGACAUCUACGCCCAAAACCAUAUACCCCUCCUGAAGACCAUACUCGAAGACCUUAAAAGAUGGCACUACCCCCACAUAUCUUGGCUGGGGAGAAUUACAGUGAUAAAAAUGAAUGUUUUACCGAGGCUACUCUACAUAUUUCACACAGCCCCACAGGUGAUUCCGCAGACAUUUUUCAAGACACUCAAAACAGCAAUCACACAAUAUAUUUGGAGAGGAGAGAAGGCCCGCAUUAGCUUUGACAAGCUCUGCUUACCAAGAAGCUGGGGAGGGCUAGCCCUGCCCGACAUCAGAAAAUACCACCAGGCCACAGUACUGCAGAGGCUCAAGGAACUCCACACGGAUACACCCGACAGAAGGUGGGUAACGCUCUGGAGGGAAUCCACCGAGAAAAGACUACACACACUGAUUUGGCACAGAGAAGCGGACGCGCACAUAAUACUGGGAGAAGACUCCCCACUUACACACACCCUGAGACACUGGAACGAGCUGAGGAAAGGACAGCAGAUCUCACCCAAACCCAGCCCGCUGAUACCGAUCACGUACAACCCUGACCUGGGAGAUAGCCUCCCGCCAACGGCUUGGCCGAUGGAACACCAAGAUGGAUACAUACCUAUCUACUCAACUUUAAGCAACACGGGAGUGAAACCACUACGGGACAUAUUGGAAGAGAGACCACACACACUACUGCACCAAUUCCGUUACGCCCAACUAACCCACUACUACCAUAAUCUACCUCAUAGAACCAAAAUCCACAGGGACCUCACGUGGUUCGAGAACCUAUGCACUCAGACAACGGCAAAUACAGGAAAGGUCUCCAUGAUAUAUCAAAGCAUACUGACAGGACAUAGAACAGAAAACACCCUAUACAAACGGCAGUGGGAGGAAUGGACGGGGGAGUCUUUUGCGGAUAACCAGUGGGAAAAGAUCUUAAUCCUACAACACAAAAGUUCCAUUAGCUCCCAUUACGAGGAGGUGAAUUACAAGCUCCUUACACACUGGUACCGCACCCCCUCUCUGAUAAACAGAUUCGCACCAAACAUCCCGAACAUCUGCUGGAGAUGCGGAGACAGCCCCGGUUCACUGAAGAACAUCUGGUGGGACUGCGAAAAAAUUAAACCAUACUGGGGGAAUAUUAAGCAAGAAAUAGAACGCAUCCUAGGAGACCCUGUGGACCUUACAAUGGGAGCCGCUCUCAUACACCACACGGAUAGACCCAUACCCUCUUAUAAAAAAUCAAUUCUGCGACACCUGCUAAACGCGGCAAAAUCCCUAAUCCCACUACACUGGAGGAACGAACAUAUACCCACACUGGAACAAUGGAAGACUAAAGUCGAAGACAUAAGAAGGGCAGAAGCCAAAAUAGCUGAAACAAUAGGCAAGGAGGAAAAACAUACAGAGCUGUGGACACCAUGGAUACUGUACAUUUCUUAACACAAGACGCAGAAACGAUACACCCAGCUGGGGGCGGGCCCAGACGCGGCUCGGAAGGAGGCGGACACCCGCCCUCCCUCUCCACAUCCCCUACCCUCCUCCCCACCCCCACCCAACUUCCUUCCUUAUCCUCAUACAGAGAAAGCCUUCACACACACAUAAUAUGCAGGAACAGAGACGACAAAGGAGACACUCACACCAGUUGCAGAUAUCACUCACGAGUAGAAUAGAAAGGACACAUAACGAACCUCGCAGACAAAGAGCACACAAAACAGCUAUACACACAAGCAACGCAUGCUGAGCUACCACGGACGCAACAACAAACACAUUAAACGCUAGAAACAUGACAACGCAACCCUUUACACCCAAGUCAACACCUAGACAUACGACUAAUACGAAACGAUAAAAUGAAAGUUAAAAAACCCACGCACAAUGACGUUAUAGGACAGGGGAAGGAGAUAAAUAGCGAGGAGACAUGCCACAACCGUUCAGAUACGCAGAAGGAACAGACAAGACAUCUGAUGACAGAACCACAGACUCGCGACAAAAAGAAAACUCAGGUCAAUACAUACUAAUCCUACUAUACCCAGACGAGCCACAAACAAUAACUAAAUAAUUCCGACACGUAAACAGCACUAGCGGGACUGAACGAAGCCCGGACAGCCCCCUACCCUAACGCCCACGAUCAGACCAACGCCUGGGUACACAGCAACAAUUGGUGCACUCAAAAACCAUAGCUGUGCCGCUAGAAAUUACCAGAGACCUGCGAGUCCGGCAAUAUUGUGGGCCUGCGAGCCCAAGAAUGUUCCCACAUGUCAUGUUAACUAAACCAACGAAUUGUGAUAGUAUUGUUGUUGACUGUGAUGUGCCUCCUGGGACCUGCGAGUCCGAUUUUUCUUAACUUUGAUACCACAAAUAAAACAAAUUUACAAAUAUAAAAUGUCCAAAUGCACAAAUGGUGGUCCUAGUAGUCCAUCAGAAGGGUAUGUAGCGUCCCUAAUGAGUAUAAAUAUGCGGGGAGAACAGAAGAGAGAGAAAAACUCCAAUGGUGUAGUAUAAAGACAGAAUAUGAAUAUUAUGUAAAUAUUUGUGGAACUACUCACAAUCUUCAGAGCUUAAAUCCAGCUCUGGUAUGGAUAGCGUGAAGUGGAAUAAUCCCCACUCAAGGAUAUGUGGUGCUCCUCUUUGGUCCUUUGGUAAAAGGAUGGAGUCCAACUCGGGAUAAAAAUAAUAAAAAAAUAUAGUGCUCACUGUAUAGUUGAUAAAACAAUUAAAAUGAAAUAAAAUAUACUCACGGUAUAUAGAGCAGACGUACUGCUCGGUGGAUGGGUGGUAUAAUCCCCACCUUAAGGAUUCUUUGGUAGUCUAAUAUGGUCGAAAUCAAUGGUAGUUAGGUCUGGAUAAAAUGAACUUGCAUAGAAUAAAAUAGCAAAUAAUAUAAUAUAAAAGUGAAAAGAGGAAUGUGGCAAACCAGUGUAUAAUAGCCAGAUAUUCCUUUAAUGACACUUUGAUUUUAAAAAAGAACCUAAAAACAAAGUGGCAAACAUGUUAGUUAUAUUUAUAGUGCAUUCAAAAAGUAUUCAGACCCGUUCAUUUUAUGUUGCAGCUUUAUACUACACGUUGACUUAAGUAUUGAGACCCUUAACUCAGCACCUUUGACAACAAUUACUCAUGUCUUUUUGGGUAUGAUGCGACAAGUUCUGCACUGGAUUAAGGUAGUUUCUGCCAUUAAUCUCUGCAGAUCCUCUUAAAUUCGGUCAGGUUGGAUGGGGACGGUCAGAAGACAGACAUUUCUCCAGGCUUUGGCUGGGCCACUCAAGGACAUUGCCAUGUCUUCACAGUGUGCUUAGGGUCAUUGUGAAGAAAAAAAAAAAAUUAAAAUAUGAAAGCUGCAACAUUAAAAAAGUGAAAGGGCCUGAAUACUUUUUGAAUGCGAAUUUUCAACACACUAUUAUUAUUGCAGAAUAUUCUGUGUUAUCAGGCGCUUAAAUUAAAUAGUAACAGGUGCUCUUAUAGUGCAGCAGCUCUCACACAAAAAAAUAGGUACUCUUCAGUCCUAUCGUGAUUACAUGUGAAAAAGAACACUUAUUUACAUAACCAGUAUGAAAAAGUGACAGUGUGUAGCGCUAAAUAAUAUCGACUUACACCAUGAGGAACUUUAGGGAUAUGAAAUAUAUAUAUAUAUUCUCCUGAAUCUUGGAGGGUAUAGGAGAUAUAUAUACUGUGGAGAAAAUGGAAAAAAUAUAUAGUGCACUCUGUGCAAACAGGCGUAGUGGUAGAUCAUAUAAUAGGAAGCACUCACGUGGUUCAGAGCCUAUUAUGGAUUGGCUCUUAAUCACUCUUGCCUUGUGUCCUUUAGGUGACACACACCUUCAGCUCCCAAUAAGGAAUAACCCUCAAAAUAAAAAAGAAACAGGGGGAAAUCCGCCCUAGUGUUGAAAUCCUUAGAGACAACAAUAUAUAAACAUAUAUAUGCAGGUGAAGAUUGCUUCUCACCUGAACCAGAGCCUGUAACCUGGCUCUAAGUAGAAAGGCAUAUGAGUCCUUUUAUGGGAUGACUCCUUCCCUCUUUAAUGGAUGGAAAAUGUACCAAAUAUACUGUUGAAAUUUAAAAUGGUAUUUAUUACAUUCAUAUAAAAUCAGUCUUGAUACAUACAGUAUACUGGUGUCCAAAACGCGUUUCGCCGAUUCCGUUCGGCUUUCUCAAUCGAAAUCACCGAUUGAGAAAGCCGAACGGAAUCGGCGAAACGCGUUUUGGACACCAGUAUACUGUAUGUAUCAAGACUGAUUUUAUAUGAAUGUAAUAAAUACCAUUUUAAAUUUCAACAGUAUAUUUGGUACAUUUUCCAUCCAUUAAAGAGGGAAGGAGUCAUCCCAUAAAAGGACUCAUAUGCCUUUCUACUUAGAGCCAGGUUACAGGCUCUGGUUCAGGUGAGAAGCAAUCUUCACCUGUAUAUAUAUGUUUAUAUAUUGUUGUCUCUAAGGAUUUCAACACUAGGGCGGAUUUCCCCCUGUUUCUUUUUUAUUUUGAGGGUUAUUCCUUAUUGGGAGCUGAAGGUGUGUGUCACCUAAAGGACACAAGGCAAGAGUGAUUAAGAGCCAAUCCAUAAUAGGCUCUGAACCACGUGAGUGCUUCCUAUUAUAUGAUCUACCACUACGCCUGUUUGCACAGAGUGCACUAUAUAUUUUUUCCAUUUUCUCCACAGUAUAUAUAUCUCCUAUACCCUCCAAGAUUCAGGAGAAUAUAUAUAUAUAUUUCAUAUCCCUAAAGUUCCUCAUGGUGUAAGUCGAUAUUAUUUAGCGCUACACACUGUCACUUUUUCAUACUGGUUAUGUAAAUAAGUGUUCUUUUUCACACUAUUAUUAUUGCCUGAUUGUGCGCUGAGACAAUUAAUUGAAGCGACACUCUACACAUCAAAACAAGCUUAGCUUAGUGAAGUAGUAUUAGGGUGUACAUAAUAUUCCUGCAAUCUAACUGCUUAAUACUCUUUAGGGGUUAAAUAGCUUUGUUUACACUGAUAACCCACCACUUUAAAAUCACUGACAGGUAAAGUGAAUAACAUUGAUUAUAUCGUUACAAUGGCAUCUGUCAAAGGGUAGGAUAUAUUAGUCUGCAAGUGAACAGUUUGCUCUUGAAUUUCAUGUGUUCAAAGCAGGAAUAAUAAGCAAGUGAAAAGAUCUGAGUGACAAGGGCCAAGUAGUGAUGGCUAGACGACUGGGUCAGAGCAUCUACAAACCGACAAGUCUUUUUGGGUGUUCCCUGAAUGCAGUUGUUAGUGCCUACCAAAAGUGGUGCCAGGAAGGACAAGCGGUGAACCACUGUCAGGGCUCAAGGCUGAGACUGCAGUGGCAUGGUCUGUCCACAAAAACUGCUUCAUUCAGCCAACGUUGUUUUGGUGCUUAGAGUGUCCCUUUAAUUGUAUAAUACAUAUAUACUUAUAUUUAAUAAUGAAAGUAUUGACUUAUAUUGUAAUAUCAGGAUUUUAGCUACGGCAUAUUUCAACUAACAACCCAUUUAUAUCCAACAUUUUACAAGAGAAAUGGAAUGUAUUUAUAUUUUCAUCCUUUUUGUUUCAUUUUAAGGUAUCAAAAUUAAGAUGACUGUCCCAGUGCGGAUUUAUGUUCCAUUAAUAACUCCAACAGAUAAGAAUGCCACUAUGUCUUUUUUUGUGCCAUUGGCAGUGGUAAAUCCACCGCAACCACUGAACAAAGAGGUUUACAUUGAAAGUGUUCCUCAAAUGUCUUUCUAUGUCAAGUAAGUGACUAUCCUGACAUUGCAUUUCCAUUGUAUAAUUCCUAUUAAUUUACUUUGCUGUACAUUUCUGUUUGUAGACUAACUGUAAUUAUGGUAAAACAGAGGAACUCCAGUGCAUUUGUAUAAAGAGUAUGCAGGGUAUAAAUAACUUAAAAAUAAAGCAUUCUAUGUACAGUUCUUCUCACACACUACCUUUUGAACAGAAAAGACAAGGCAGCAUUUACAUUGAUUUGAGAUUCGAUCUUUUACAUAGAUUGUAUGAUUGUACUAAAUGUAUUCUGGGGGUAGAGUCUGACUAUCAUGGAAGAGAGUCUUGUUCGAGCUCCUCUCUAACACUGGUGAUAAAGUUUUUUCAGCCUCACUCGGCUCGAAAUAGUGUUAUCCUGCAUCUUAUCAGAACUUCGACCGGGCUAUAUCCCAGUACAGUGGUCCGCAGCUUAUGAGAGCAUUCAGCCUGGUGUACACCGGGUGGGAGAAGCGGCUGAUUUCCCAGCCAAAAGCUGCCAAGCAACCGAAUGCAUUAAGCAGGCGCCCAUGGGGGUGAUCCUGGUUAACCCGUGGGAGGCCUCUAUGACUUACUGAGAACACAGGAUGUAACAAUCAAGGCUGCUGGACAACCCAGAUACUCACCUAAAAUGGCAGGCGCCGCGUGAAUCUCCGGCUCUGUUGGAGCCCAGCAUAUUAUCUUGUCCAAGCUGGACAGCAUUUUCAAUGACUUCUGGCACAGGCUUGAGCGCAGACUGCAUCUCACUGCCUCACAACAGUCGGAAGGAACAUUCUCUUGGUAAUCCGAACCCUACCCUACAUAAGACGUCUGUGGUUCUGACAACGAUCAAAGCCCAAGAAGGUGGCGGCAAGUGAAGCAGCGCAGUUGGGGAAGAAAGCCGGGUCAGCAGCUCAUGAGAGGCACAAUGCGUCGGCCAGCAUAGAAGCGGGGCAGCUACAAGACCUGUGGAGUGAGUUCCAAGCGGGUCUCAGCAAGGAGGAGUGGACGAAAAGAGCCAAAAGGGCACCCCUCUUAUCUGGGCACUACUUCAACACCACCACAGCUACUAAGCCUGCUACUUCACACCUUUGACUGGGACUGCACCCUACCUAUACCGGCCAUAGGCUGAAGUAAUAGCCAAACACUCCACUCAUCCUCCUAUCACACACAGCCGGGUGAAUCUUGGUGGAGUUCCAAGCUUUUUCUGAAGAAUGCAUACACAACCUGUUGGGCUGUUUUACCCGUUUUGUCUUGCCCUACAUGUAUUUUUACACUUUUGUCAGUCUACCAUCGUGGGGGCCUUAAAUAUAAUUUAAUUGAAGUCAUUCUACUUGUCAGGUAUACCCUAGCACUCAUGCUGCCACCGGAACCCACUUCCGGGUUCACGGCGCUUAGCCCCGCCCUUUUUCUGACGCGGUCCUUCCACGAUACUUAGGAAGACAGCGCCAGAUUCAAGGGGCUGGAUUAUUCACUCAGGUGCGGCAGAGAGAUCAGCUGCUCUACUUGAUGCUACCGGCUCCACUUCUCAAACCUCGGGUUGUAAACGGAUUUCUACCUUCUCAUCUCUCAGACCUCGGCUUGUAAACGGAUUUCUACCUUCUCCUCUCUCAGACCUCGGCUUGUAAACGGAUUCCUACCUUCUCCUCUCCCAGACCUCGGCUUGCACAAACGGACUUCCUUUCUCUCAACUACUAAUUUGCAGUUUGUUAAAAGAGACUCCUAUCUCCUCCUCCAUUGGGUGAAUUAACCCUUCCAGUGCCAGAGUGCCUCUAAGUUAAGUAAAUCUUUUGCCAAGGAAACCAAGUCAUAUCAAUUAAUUAUAGUAUUUAAUUUCUCUAAACUCUCACUUGGCAAAAUAGGAUUGCUGCUAAGGCUAAUUCUUCCUACCAAUAUCAAUUUAUUCAAACUGCAAGCCUGUCCAACUUCAUUAUUAAAUUUCUCAUAAUUUAUUCCAUCUUAUUCAAGUUGGAACUAACUUUGCAUUUUUUCCUGCUUAUUUAUUUAAAGAUACAGUCCACUGUUUUCACUUCAAUAUAAUAGGAGGUGAAACUUAUUGUUCCUGCACUCAGAAAAUUCUGCAGUUGAGUUCCAAUUAAAGAGGUAUUACACAAUAAGUAUCACACUACUGGUGGUCUAGCAUGUUUUAUAUCUCAGCAUAGCUACCUUGUUUAUUUUAUGGAAGUCAACUCAUGCAUGUUUAGUUGGUUUCCUUAUCAUUAUUUAAAAGGAGGCUGCAUUUCUUAGGAGUGAAUACUUAUGUGUUUACUUUUGAUAUUGUACUCAUGUUUUUCUCCAUACUAUGUCUGACACUAUAUGUACAGCUCUGCUUUCACUCCUUCUUCCUUGUACUGUACUUCUGCCUCAAUAAAAACAAAGAUUGACAAAAAAAGUAUUCCAGGUGUACAAAAAAUGUGAUGUUCCACAAAGAAUAACCUUUCCGUGUGACCCCUUUCCCCACCCAUAUCUUUUGAAAAAUGACACAAAUAAUAUUAUAUUUGCUCUUUCAUUUUUUUUUUAGGUCUUUUGGUGGCUAUGCACUUAAGCCACACUAUGAGAAAAAAGCUAAAAUGUUGUCAGAAGAGCUGACGGCCUUGGGGCUAGGAUUUGACAGCACCUUUGGUACAGCAGCUGGCUACAACGAUCCACUUACAUUUGUUGGCAGGCAUAACGAAGUGUGGUACAGAGUCCAAUAA